Varanus komodoensis (Komodo dragon) is the source of this 2517-nucleotide messenger RNA. RefSeq names its product cyclic nucleotide gated channel subunit beta 3 (gene CNGB3). The record is from RefSeq and is a predicted model, not a curated record. Gene Ontology annotation, biological process: monoatomic cation transmembrane transport. Gene Ontology annotation, molecular function: cGMP binding; intracellularly cAMP-activated cation channel activity; protein-containing complex binding. Lineage: Eukaryota; Metazoa; Chordata; Lepidosauria; Squamata; Varanidae. Bases 1 to 2517 code for a protein of 838 amino acids. Gene Ontology annotation, cellular component: plasma membrane; photoreceptor outer segment; intracellular cyclic nucleotide activated cation channel complex. The transcript has 18 exons.
AUGUUUAAUACACUAAAAGCAAAAUUCACCAAAGUUCUGCCAAGUCCAGCAGAGGAAAAAGUAAGCGAUGUUCCAGCCCCUCAAAAACCAUCUCCUCAGCCUCCUCCAGUGCAGGACGAAAAAAAGGAAGAAAAGGAAGAAUGUAAGAACACAAGUGGCACACUGAAAAAAGAGUCAGAAAAUACAGCACAGCCAGACCCUCAGCAACAAGAUGGAGCAGGACCAGAACCCCCAAGAAAAGGGCCUGAGCUCCCUCAGGCUGAACAGCCCACAAAACCUGCUGGGACACCCCUCCAGGAAGAGGUGCAGCCUGUCAAUGAAGGGGCAGCCAACACAGAGGAUAAGCGACCUGGGACCCCCAUUAAUGAAUAUGCUCAAGCCCAGCUGCAAGAUAUCAUCAAGAAGAUGCGAGAGAGGACAGCCACCUAUAAAGAAAAAAUGACCGAUCCAGUCAUCUCUUCACCUGAGCCCAGCCCAACAGCCACACCCAAAAAGAAACCCCCACCCCCUCCACCAAAAGAAGAAAAGAAGGAAGAGAAAAAAGAGGAAGAGAAAAAGCCAGAAGAAGUUAAACCAGAGGAACAUUACUGUGACAUGCUGUGCUGCAAGUUCAAGAGACCACCUGUGAAAGAAUACAUGAAGAAAAUGAAGCUACCAGAUAGUAUAGAUGCAUACACAGAUCGUCGCUAUAUAGGAUGGCUGUUCUUGGUCACCGUAGCUUAUAACUGGAACUGCUGGUUUAUCCCACUGCGAUUAGUAUUCCCAGUUCAGACAUCAAGUAACAUGAUAUACUGGAUCAUUAUAGACAUCUUAUGUGAUAUCUGCUACAUCUGUGAUCUGGUGAUAUUUCAGCCCCGAGUACAAUUUGUGAGGGGUGGAGAUAUAAUAACAGAUAGAGUAGAAAUGAAGAAAUUCUACCGGAGUACAUUAAAAUUUCGGCUUGAUGUGUUAUCCAUCAUACCGUUUGAUGUCUUGUAUGUUGUAUUUGGGUUCAAUGCAGUAUUCAGAGCAAACAAGGUGGUGAAGCAUCUCACUUUCUUUGAAUUCAAUGACCGGUUAGAGGCAAUCAUGGAUAAAGCAUACAUCUACAGAGUCAUUCGAACCACUGGAUAUCUGUUGUUCAUCUUACACGUUAAUGCAUGCAUUUAUUACUGGGCCUCAACCUAUGAAGGACUUGGCAGCACUAGAUGGGUUUAUGAUGGCCAAGGAAACAUGUAUCUAAGAUGUUAUUACUGGGCAGUUCGAACUUUAAUUACUAUCGGUGGACUUCCAGAACCAGUAACCAUGUUUGAAAUCAUCUUUCAGCUCCUGAAUUUUUUCUCAGGAGUCUUUGUGUUCUCCAGCUUGAUCGGUCAGAUGAGGGACGUUAUUGGAGCAGCAACAGCAGGGCAGAACUACUAUCGUGCCUGCAUGGAUAACACAGUGUCAUACAUGAACACUUAUACCAUUCCAAAAAUUGUUCAGAAUCGUGUUCGAACUUGGUAUGAGUAUACGUGGGAUUCACAAGGAAUGCUGGAUGAAUCCGAAUUGCUGGAGCAGAUGCCUGGAAAAAUGCAGCUUGCCAUUGCAGUUGAUGUGAACUUUGCCAUUGUCAAUAAAGUUGACUUGUUCAAAGGAUGUGAUACCCAAAUGAUAUAUGACAUGCUUCUGAGACUGAAAUCCAUUGUGUAUUUACCUGGGGACUUUGUCUGCAAAAAGGGAGAAAUUGGCAGAGAAAUGUACAUCAUUAAGCAAGGUGAGGUUCAAGUUCUUGGAGGUCCUGAUGGCACCAAGGUACUGGUCACACUAAGAGCAGGAGCUGUAUUUGGAGAGAUCAGCCUAUUAGCAGCAAGUGGAGGAAAUCGGCGGACAGCAAAUGUGGUGGCCCAUGGAUUUGCCAAUCUUUUUAUUCUUGACAAAAAGACUCUCAAUGAAAUAUUGGUGCACUAUCCAGACUCUGAAAAGCUCUUGAGGAAGAAAGGAAAAGCACUCAUAAAGAAGACUGGGAAGCCUGUUGGAGGACCACCACAACCUGUCAAAGGCCUUUCUCUACUCACACAGAAAAUAGAACCACCCAAAAUGUUCAAAGCAUUGCUUGGUGGGCAAAGUGGUGGCAUGGCUGCAGUUAUCAAGCUGAAGAGAGAGCGCGAGGCCCAGGAAGAAAAAGAAAGGGAAGAACAAGAAAGGCAAGCUAAGGAAGAACAAGCAAGGAAAGAAAAGGAAGAAAGAGAAAAAGCAGAAAGAGAAAAAGCAGAAAAAGAAAAGAAGGAAAAGGAAAAAGCAAAGCUUCAAACCAAACCUGCAGAAAAGGGCCCUGUUCAAGAUCUCGAGGCCAAAACUACACAAACACAUGGUGAAGCACCUGCCCCGGAAAUAAAGACAGUUGCCAACAGCCGACCACAAACAACUCCUCCUGCUAAACCAGCUUUGCUCAGAGGAAUCACUAACCAGUCCCUCAUCAUUACCAUGACUCCUUCUGACAUGCCUGGAGAAGGAGAAAUCCUUACUGUUGAAGUCAAAGAAAGGAAACAGCCUUAA